AUGUUUUGCAGGUCUGUCUGGCACCGCAAUGUUGCCGGGGUGAUGGCUGCCAUCAAAGCAGGGAAACACGAGGAGAUUCUCUUGGAACUGAACGAAACGAAGCGUCUGCGGAAAAAUGCCAAGGAUGUAGACUACUGUCGUGCCUUGUGUUUUUUGUUAGGCGAGCAUGAUGCGUUGCACGCUCGACAGGCUCUUCUAGAAGAGUUGCGCUACUUUCCUGAGAAUACCGCGGCUCGCAUGCUAUUGUACGACAUCAAUGGUAGGGUUCGUUCGUCCCUUCUCCCUCCUGCGGAGGUCACUAAGCGUGAACCCCUCUUUGCUCUACUUUGUGAUGCUCUUUUGGAUCACACAAUGCUUACAUGGACACGGCUUUAUGGUUUGUAUCGCUUGGCAAAAGAGGUAUGCUGUAGAGAUCAGAAGGGUGUUCUUAUGGAAUGCGGCGUUGCUGGAGGGGGAUCGGUGGUGCUGCUCGCAGUAGUGGCGGCACACUACGGUGGGCAUUCACGAAGGGUAUACGCCUUGGAUACUUUUGAUGGUAUGCCUGAUCCCACGACGUCUGACAUCUUGAAAGAUCUCCGUACCCCUGCGGGAGCAACUUCUUGGGGGAGUGGGACGUGCAGUGCCCUUCAAGAUAAUGUUCGACGUCUCGCCAAAAACUUUGAUGUGGAAAAACAAUUAGUUGUUGUUCCAGGCAUGUUUCAGGAAACCAUGCCCGAUGUUGUGAAGGAGAUUCACGCUGAGGGGAUUGCUAUGAUGCAUUUAGAUGCGGAUUGGUACGAGUCAACAAAGUGUGCCCUGGAACUUGCGUGGCCGGUGGUAAAAAAGGGAGGCGUGGUGCAGGUGGAUGAUUACAACUACUGGGAUGGAUGCCGAAAAGCGGUGGAUGAGUUUAUUCAAUCACGGGCGCUGGGAGGUUUGCAUGAGUCGCUGCAAAUUCAAUCAGUUGAUGGUAACGCGGUGUACUUCACAAAAAAGUGA
Trypanosoma cruzi is the source of this 978-nucleotide messenger RNA. RefSeq lists its product as uncharacterized. The coding region runs from base 1 to 978 and encodes 325 amino acids. Lineage: Eukaryota; Euglenozoa; Kinetoplastea; Trypanosomatida; Trypanosomatidae. The transcript has a single exon. The record is from RefSeq and is a predicted model, not a curated record.